Messenger RNA from Anopheles stephensi (Asian malaria mosquito), 1086 nucleotides. It is a transcript of the gene mRpL17, whose product is annotated as 39S ribosomal protein L17, mitochondrial. Gene Ontology annotation, molecular function: structural constituent of ribosome. Bases 138 to 746 code for a protein of 202 amino acids. The record is from RefSeq and is a predicted model, not a curated record. Gene Ontology annotation, cellular component: mitochondrial large ribosomal subunit; ribosome. The transcript has a single exon. Gene Ontology annotation, biological process: translation. Lineage: Eukaryota; Metazoa; Arthropoda; Insecta; Diptera; Culicidae.
AGCUCAACUGUCACCCAGCUGAUGCCGGGCCGCAAUGUGCUGUUUUGAUUGAAUAACGCGAGCCAGUGUAUUUUUACUGCAUAAAAAUACCAAUUUUUGUGUGAAAUAGUGACCCAACCAAAGGAAAACCCCUCGCCAUGAAUCAGGCCGAAGUAACGAAGUUAAUGUCCCAGCUGCGGGUAGCGAUACGCCCGCGACACCGCAACCUGAAGAACAGCGACGGCCCCGAAGGCCGGCUAAAUAAGUUGCGCAAAACGGUGACGGCACUGGUAAAGCACGAGCGGAUCGAACUCAACUACCAGCGGGCGGAUGAGGCACGCGGCUAUGCCGAGCGUCUAAUUUCCGAUGCGAUACGCAACGGCGACUGCCACAAACCCACGAUGGAAAUGGCCGACUAUUGGCUGCUGGAGAAGCAGCUGGUACACAAGCUGUUCAAGGUGCUUGUGCCACGGUUCGAGGAGUACAAGGUGUCCGCUACGCGAAUGUACAAAGCCCCCAAGGAAUAUCCGGGCUGGUAUCGAAAGCGAGCGGUGCUGGAGCUACGAGGCAACCCGUACCCAUCGCUACUGCCGAACCAAACCAACAAUCGGAACCUGCUGCACAAUGUGCUGAUGGACGAAGCGAAGAAGGACUACCGGAGGGAAAAGUAUGCGGAACUGGCCGCCCAGAUUGGAUCGGAAGGUACGGCCGGGGAAGCUACCGGUGCCACCAGCGAGCAACCAAAACCGGCCCAACCGCAGGCCUAGUGUAGUUUGUACAUAGAAUAAUGUCAUUUGCUUAGAUUUAUAGUAGCAGAAAAAGGGGAAAAACAAUAAAUUACAGCUAAAAGAAAGCAAAGCGCACGCUCGCAAAGAUAAACUGGUAAUAUGGUAUCUCGGGAUUGUGUAUUGUUAUCGAUUUUCCGCCGUUGGAGAACUAUAGGGGGUGUCGAGGGUGGAUGCUGCGCUAGGAUUAUUUACAAUCGCUAUCUUGGGAAUGGGACGAGGAAAAACGACGGCAUGGCGCAUCUUUCUCUGCUGUAGGAAUUUGAUUGUACGAUGGACGCACUAAAAGAUACAGUCUUACAGGGUUCACCGAUAGAUAGCA